AAAACGCAGAUACUUUGAGCGGUAAACUCACACAUAGAGACACUUGCAAGCAUGCACACAAACAUACGUAUAGAAAGACGUGAACGACAAAAUAACCGUCACGCUCUUACGCUCAGAGGUGUCAAGCGAUAGAGCGAUACACACAAACACAAGGGGAAGGCAACAUAAACACACACUGAAGCAUUAAGAAGAUUCGGUGAUAGACAGACGUACGCACAUGCUUGCGGAUGCGGAUGUAUGCAUCUAGCGUCUACCCGUUCGAACACAUGCAAACACUUGCGGACAUAAACACAAACAACCACACACUGCGGUAGAAAAAGGACACGCAGGUAUACACCUAUAUACAGAAACAUAAACGAAGGCUGAUCCAUGCAUCGAUAACAUUCAUAUAUAUACACAUGUACGCAGGUGCACACAAGCUCACAAAUAUAAACACACGCGCACACACACGCACACGUGCACACGUGCACGCGUAAACCCGCUCGCACUCUCACACACACGCACACACGCUCUCGCACUCUCACAGUCGCACAUUCAUACUCGCACACUCACACCCUCACUUGCACAGACACACACACACACACGUACACACACGCACGCGCACUGACUUGCACAGGCACACAAAUACACUCUCUCUCGCUUGCACACACUCACACUAAUACUCACGCACUCAUACAAUCUCUUUCUCUUUCUCUCUCCCUCUCUCUCACCCUCACAAGCACACACGCACUGGCACAUAGGCACGCACACACACACAGGCACGCGCACACACACUCACUCGUACAGACACACAUAAGCUCCCCCACACACACACUCGCACAGGCACACGCACACAUUCACACACGCAUAUACACAUACACUCACACACACACAUAACAACUAGCACUGAAACAUGCGCACACACACCGAUACACUUUACUAGCACUGAGACGAUACUGCUGCACAAAAACACAGACAUUAAGGAGAAGUCGAUACAUCAUACACACACACACGCACACAGUAACCGACACACAUACACAUAUACAUUGACAUCAUAGGCUGCUACACCACGAGCCACAUACAUAAACAGACACACACACACACACACACACGCACACACUUAUAUACAAAUUCACACACGCACACGUACGCUCAUCCGUGUUCACGUCAAAAGGUAAAAAUGAAAAGAAAAAAGGAAAGAAAAGAAAAAAAAGAAGUUCGUAAAGCGUUGAGCAAGAGGAGUUUUUAAGCUUUUUAUUCACAUUGAUUUGCGUACACUCCUAAACACGCAUCUCACCCGAACUCAACUCUCAAGCCUUGUCAGCUAUUCAGUUUACAUCGCUUGUUACACGGCACCGGGUGUGUUCGGAGACGAACAGCUAGCGUACUACAUCAAUAACUACCACUAGAACUUUGCAAAUAACAAGUACAACAACAAUAAAAACAACAACAGCAGUAAUUAUAGCAUGUAAAACAAUAACAAAGUUUUUAAAAAAAAUUUUAUUCCCUGAGAGACCUUCACUCACCCAUGCUGUAGAAAUUUAGCCGCCACUACAACAGUCACACAUAUAUAUAUAUACCAUUCCGUUCAGUCAUUCAUAUCUAUCUAUCUAUCUAUCUAUCUAUCUAUCUAUCUAUCUAUCUAUCUAUCUAUCUAUCUAUCAUGUUAAUUAUACACAUAUAAACUGUGAGUACUUUACAUAUUUCUACUCAUACACACGCUUAAAUACGAACUCAUUAUCUCAUACAUUACGGCGAUAAUAAUUUUAUAUACGCACACACUUGUAUAUUAAGAUAUUAAUUACACUAAUUAUAUAUAUAUGUAUGUAUGUAUGUACGAGUGUAUCAAUGUAUACACAUACCGUUAAUAGAAAUAUAAGCAAACACACAAACAUUCUUAUAGACACUAACGCACGUCCACACACACACUGGUGUGAACUUACACGCACGCACACACACACAAACUUGCAUUAUAGCAGUAUACAGGAGAAAAGCUAUACAACUCACCCACAUAUAACCAUCUGUAGUGACACACACACACUACUCACACACGCUAUACAAAUAUAUAUAUAAACAGAUGAAUACAGGCUCACACAUGCGUACACACAGACACACACACAGGCAAACAUAGCCGGCACGCGCACGCGCGGAGACACUGACAGACACACGAGCGCGCUGACACAUACACACUGACACACACACACACACACACACACGUACAGGCGAACACACGAACACACGCAUACAUACAUAUAACAACUUUCAAACAGUCGUCCGUCAUUUAGGGGGAAAGUUUUCUCUGAAACAGACGAUCGACAUUUUUUCUUCUCUUUUCCCCCGUUUAUUUACUAAGAAGAAGAAAAAAAUUGGUUGAAAUUGUUUUGUUUUAUUACUUCACAUCUUUCUCGGAGAUUUUGUUUAUUUAUAAUUGUAUAUAAUAUAUAUUUUCUUUUAAAAUUUUCAUUGCAUUUUGGGUUUAAAUUUACAUAUAUAUAUAUAUAAAUAUCGUCGUCACGUCUUUUUUUCUCACGCUGGACACAUUCAUAACAUCACUUUUCUUCUAAAGUCUAAAUGUUCUCGGAUUGUACAACAUUGCUGCACUUAGCAUGGAUUCUAACUCGAUAAUUUGUUGUGGAUGUCUUCUCUUAAUAGUUUCGGUCUUCGGAGAAGAUUCCUUCUACUUCAGUACGAUGCCAAAAAGUCAGGAUGUUGUUGAAGGUUCUGACUUAACGAUCAAAUGUGAUGUAUCCGACCGGCAACAUAUCGUUUUCCAAUGGAUGUUUCGUGGCAAGAUUUUGGCUAAUACAAGUCGACGUUUUCAAGACAACAGCAACCUACGGAUUUUACGAGUCAGUCAAGAAGAUGACGACGGCCCAUUUACAUGCAUUGCCACCAAUGUAACCACAGGUUUUUCCUUACAGAGUUCAAAUGCUCGUCUCAACAUUCAAUGGAUCAAUGAGACAGCAAAUGUGAUUCUGAAACGUCCAGCACGAAAUCAAAUUAAAGCAGGAUCAGACGUUAUUCUGCGGUGUGUCAUUCAAGGAAACCCAGUACCAUCAAUAUUAUGGUACAGAAACAAAUUCAGGAUAUUUAACACCGACAAAAACGAGAGAAUAAAAAUAAUGGAAGACGAGAGCCGUUUGAAAUUGUCGCAAGUGACUGCGUCUGAAAAUGGAGUCUACUCAUGUCGUGCAGAAAAUAUUGCAGGCGCCAGAGAUUCGAAGAAGAAAUUUUUAUUGAAUGUUGAAGAACCCGGAGUACCACAUUUGGCAGAGGAGAAAUUUUUGGACUAUGUUCUAGUCCAGAGAAACGAACCAGCUCGUCUUGAUUGUUUGAUUGUCGGAGCAGCACGAAUUGAAUGGUUUUCUAAUUAUGAAAAAAUUAUUAACAGUUCUAGAUUUGGACCUGGUUUCGAGAGCAACACGUUGGAGGAAAUGAGGUACUAUGUAUUCAGUAAUGGUUCUCUCUUUUUCCCGAGUGUCCAACCUGAAGACAAAGGAAUUUACCGUUGUGAAGGAAUCAGCGCUCAUCAUCCCAAACAAGUCUUUACAGCAGAACUAGAGAUGGCAUAUCUUGGAGAUUUUACACCAGACCUUUUUGAGCCACGCCUCAUAACAGAUUUUCCAAUGGUUAUCCCAGUUCAUUCUAAAUUCGAGGUGAAAGUUUAUCCUGCGACUGGAAAACCGAAACCAACUUACAGGUGGUUAAAUAGAAACAACAUGCCAAUUGGUGAAAUGGGUAUGAUUCGAGUGGAAGAUAGUACUCUUGUUUUCGAAGAUCCAGAAGAAAUUGAUACAGGAAACUAUACAUGUAUAAUGAGUAACUCUGCUGGCGAGAAAAAACAAAACGUCUGGAUCAUGAUUUCAGUUCCACCAAUCAUCACGAAAGUUCCCCAGCCACGCACAGUUAGCGAAGAUAUGAGUGUUAGCUUCUCAUGCAAAGUAAUUGCAACUCCGUACCCAGUGACCACAAUAUUUUGGACUCGAAAUGAUGUCCCUAUCGAUCCGACAACUCCUGGAUUCCGUGUGAACAAAAAAGUGGGAACUUUAUACAUCGCCAGUGCUCAGGCAGAGGAUAGCGGCAGCUAUGCCUGUGUCGCAAAUACCACAGGUCAACCUCUAGAAGUCUCCAGUCGGGCAUAUCUCACAGUAAAAAAAAAAUUACGUUUUAGUCCGGCACCAGAAGAUCACAGACUUGAACUGAGUUUUGAAUCCACAAUAGAAUGUAAAGCCGAGGCAGAAACUCGUCCAGCGAUUACAUGGCUAAAGGAUGGGCGUGAACAGUUCCCUACACACGUCAGCCAAGACAAAGGAGUACUUUACUUUCACGGUGUGCGCAAGUCUGAUGCUGGGUAUUACACUUGUAUUGCCGUCAGUGAACGCCAAGGUAUCAUAAAUGCCACGAUUACAGUAGAAGUUGUGGAAAAACCAAAAUUUCAAGUGCUACCAAGAAACACCACAGCCUACGAGGGGCGUCGUGUCAUGCUGCAUUGUGUCGCGAUUGGUGACCCCAAACCGUCCGUCUGGUGGGAUAAAAAUGGUGAAGCGAACACGUGGGACUUAGCGAGAUUCGAGAUGCUGGGCAACGGUACCCUUUUGAUAUCUAAGGUAUUCAUGGAAGACAAGGGGCGGUAUGGCUGCACUGCAAACAAUACGGCGGGUCUUCAACGCUACGAAGCUUACCUGGAUGUUGCGAGUGCUGCCGAGUAUGAGAAGACUAUUAAGCAGGAAGACAGUUUCAAUAUGAUGAAGACAGUGAUAAUCGCUGUUUGCAGCGCUGGAGCUUAUCUCGCACUUGUUAUUGGCCUCACGGCCUUCUGUAGUUAUCGGCUUUUAAUGCAAAGACGAAACAGGAAAGCGUUUUCACCAAGAAAAGGUUUGUAUGGUGAUGUCUUUCUAGCCCAGGCUCGCAACAUUCGAGAGUCUGAAAGUGAAAGUUUGGUUGUCGUCAAAUCACUGCUAAAUAAGGACGAACAGCUGUUUUUUGAGUUUAAGCACGAAAUGGAUAUGUUUUCACGCCUGGAACAUCCAAAUAUUACCAAGCUUCUUGGUGUCUGCCGCGAAGCAGAACCAAACUUCAUGAUUACAGAAUAUUGUGACUGGGGAGAUUUGAAACAAUUUCUUCUUGCUACAAGAAAUGACAAUGGAAAACGUAUUGCUCGUGCCCCACCACUGACAAUUCCACAAAAAUUGAAUCUAUGUCGACAGGUAUCGCUGGGAAUGGAACACUUGGCUAGCAACCGAUUCAUUCAUAAAGAUUUAGCAUCAAGGAAUGUGUUGCUAACAAACAGAUUAGAUGUAAAGAUAUCGUUGUUGUCGCUGUGUCGUGACGUGUAUGCCCAAGAGUAUUACCCACAUUUUCAAUGUCUCAUUCCAUUACGGUGGAUGCCACCCGAGGCUGUUUUAGAUGAUGAAUUCUCAACUAAAAGUGAUGUGUGGUCGUUUGGAGUUUUUAUGUGGGAAGUUUUUCAUCUGGGAGAAUUGCCUCAUAAGUCAAAGACCAAUGAGGAAUUACUUAAAUGUAUCAAAGUUGAUGACAUCUCCCUAGAUAUCUGUGACCAAUGCUUGCCGGGAAUAGCUGAACUGAUCAGGAAGUGUACACAACUUAAUGCUAAAGACAGACCCCAGUUCAACGAAAUAAGUAUUGCUCUAGGAGAGCUUAAUACAGAAAACAAUGUUUGAAGGGUGAGAAAGGGUUUUUAAAAAAAAAAAAAACUACACCUAAAGAUCCAAUAACAUUUAAAAAAUAGAUAAUAAAUAAAAGAAAAUUCAUAUUCACAAGGAAAAGCCCAGGAUUAAAAAAAAUAUAUAUGUAAUAUUACAAAUAAUAAACUACUUUGAUUAUGACACUAAUAAAAGAAAAGAAAAGAAAAGAAAAACCUGAAUAAGCCAAUUCAGAUUUCUCAUUAUCUUUAUUUGUGUCAUUUACUAUACUCGAGAUGGUCGAGUGUGACAUACUGUUUUUCUAAGAAACAUUGAAUACAAGAAACCAGUGAGUGAAAACUGUUGAACUGUUCAUGAAAAGUUUGUUGUAGACUAACUUUAUCAAAAAUUGAUAUCUGUGAAACAAAAUUAAAAACAAUAAAUGAAAAGAAAAAGAAAAUUUAAAUGAACGUCACAACAACAACAAUACCAAAAAAAAAAAAGAAACCCAACAAGAUUUUAAAUUAAAAAUAUUUACAUAUGAAAACAUAUGAAAUAUUUCAACGAUUUUUUUUUUUUUAAUAUAUAUUUAAGGGCAGAUAAAGUGGAAGACCAUGAAUAAUGAUUGUGAAUGAUCUUAGAGUGGGUAAUAAAUCAUGAGAAAUAAUAUAAAAAUAAA
Molecule: messenger RNA, 6300 nt
Organism: Octopus bimaculoides (California two-spot octopus)
Lineage: Eukaryota; Metazoa; Mollusca; Cephalopoda; Octopoda; Octopodidae
Product: inactive tyrosine-protein kinase 7
Biological process (GO): synapse organization; homophilic cell-cell adhesion; protein phosphorylation
Cellular component (GO): plasma membrane; neuronal cell body; axon
Molecular function (GO): axon guidance receptor activity; ATP binding; transmembrane receptor protein tyrosine kinase activity
Source: RefSeq, a predicted model, not a curated record